UCUCUCUUCUUUACUUUUCAUACCAAAUCCUACACUUCGAAACUUCAUACAUGGCUUCCCAACGUGACCAAACUUCAACUAACCACAUAGAAAUUCCAGUUUAUGGAAAUGUGACUGAUCAACCAAGACAAUCUCCAAUCCCAGAAGGCGACGAAGAUGACACCUUUGAUUACUCCCAGAGGACACAGUGGCUUCGCGCCUCUGUGUUGGGAGCCAAUGACGGGCUGGUUUCCGUUGCAUCGCUCAUGAUGGGCGUGGGUGCUGUGAAACAAGAUGUAAAGACCAUGCUAAUAGCCGGUUUUGCGGGGCUCGUGGCCGGGGCGUGUAGUAUGGCAAUAGGAGAGUUUGUCUCUGUGUACACUCAGUACGACAUAGAGAUAUCUCAAAUGAAGAGAGAGAUGAAAGCAAAUGGUAGGACAGAGAAUGCAGAGGAGGCAAAGAAGAAGAUGCUGCCGAAUCCUGCGCAAGCCGCCUUGGCGUCAGCCGUUGCGUUUUCGAUAGGCGCGGUGGUGCCUCUAUUGGGAGCUGCAUUUAUAAGUGAGCAUAAGGUGAGGCUGGCCGUAGUGGCGGCUUUGGUGAGCGUUGCGCUGGUUGUGUUUGGAGGGGUAGGAGCGUGGCUGGGGGGGUCAUCGGUGGUGAAGUCUUGUGCAAGAGUACUUGUUGGAGGAUGGAUGGCUAUGACUAUAACUUUUGCACUCACCAAGUUAAUUGGGUCUAGUGGUAUGCAGAUGUGAUAAAUUACAUGUUUGUUGUUGUCAUUGUGUUUAAUUUCUGUUCUCGUUGACGUUGCUGCUAUUGCUAGUGGUGGUUUUGCAGCUGUUGACAACACCAUUUGCAUAGAGGCGCAGACAUGUAAAAUCAUGUGUAAUUAAGUUGUGUUUAUCAAAUAAUGUUGCUAUGCAACUAUUUAUUGGUUGUGGUUAAAUACUUAUUUGUGAUUGUUUCUAGAAUGGUAAACAGUUUUCGGCAACGAUAAGUGCUUCUGAUUACUUUGACGAGAAAUGUUAAAAGUUCUUCGAGGUAAUCGACGAAAAGAUUUUUUGGAAAACUACAUACCACUUCGAAGGUUAUAAAAUCUUCAACAUGAUUUUAAAAA
Pyrus x bretschneideri (Chinese white pear) is the source of this 1096-nucleotide messenger RNA. RefSeq names its product vacuolar iron transporter homolog 4-like. The coding region runs from base 51 to 734 and encodes 227 amino acids. Lineage: Eukaryota; Viridiplantae; Streptophyta; Magnoliopsida; Rosales; Rosaceae. Gene Ontology annotation, biological process: intracellular manganese ion homeostasis. The transcript has a single exon. Gene Ontology annotation, cellular component: membrane. The record is from RefSeq and is a predicted model, not a curated record. Gene Ontology annotation, molecular function: manganese ion transmembrane transporter activity; iron ion transmembrane transporter activity.